Messenger RNA from Chilo suppressalis (striped riceborer), 1873 nucleotides. The record is from the annotation of a GenBank genome assembly. Lineage: Eukaryota; Metazoa; Arthropoda; Insecta; Lepidoptera; Crambidae.
AUUAGCACUGGCCAGUAUACUGGUAUACAUUACGGAAUACACCCAUAGUGAUAGUGACAAGCAAGCAUGACAGUCACAGAGCAGAGUACCUUUGGAGUAACUUAAUCAUAAAUGACAGUCUGCUUGAGAAGAUGCCGUAAUCCUAAUUAUUAUUAUGAAAUGAACAAGUUUAUCUAAAUUCAAUAAAACUUUAAAAUGGCAAGUAUAGAAUUAGAUAUAUGGCGGGGAGAAUGGGGGUUAGCUUCAAUUGACUUGGAAUGCUUAAAAGUUUUGACUUACAUGAAAUUUAUUGGAGUCCCAGUACGAGUUCGUGAAUCCAACAAUCCAUUUUUUACGCCAAAAGGACAAUUGCCUGUCAUGAGAGAUGGACGUAAAGUUCUCACGAAUUUUGAAGAAGUUGUUGAGCAUUUAAAAUCUUUGCAUUACAGUACUGAUGUCCAUUUAAACACAGUGCAAGCAGCAGAGGCCAGUGCUUUUACACAAUACUUGCAGGAUAAGUUGUAUCCAGCUUAUCAAUAUACUUGGUGGGUUGAUGAAAAGAAUUAUGGUGAAGUGACUCGACCAACCUAUGCAAAGGUUUUGAGGAUUCCUUUCAACUUUUACUAUCCAUCAAGAUAUCAAAAUGCUGCUAAGGAUAUGAUAGAUGCAUUAUACGGAGAGCAUACAGACCUCAGAGAAAUUGAAAAGACUAUAUAUUCCGAAGCAGAAAAGUGCCUUAAAACUCUAUCAGACAGACUCGGAGAGAGUGAAUACUUCUUUGGAAACAGGCCGUCCUCUUUUGAUGCAACUGUGUUUGCGUAUCUUGCCCCAUUGGUGAAGGCGCCAUUUCCUAAUGCAACACUGUCUAACUACCUUAAAGGCAUUGCUAAUCUCAGUCGAUUUGUUGCUCGAAUAAACCAGAAAAACUUCAGACAUGUUACAGAUGAGUACAAUAGACAAAAUGCCAAAAAGCACUCAACAGGCACACAAUCAGAUAGGGAGGCAGCAAAUUUUCCUAACCAGACCAGAAACAAAAUACUUGCCGCAAUUUUUGCAGCUAUAGCAAUGACAGGUUACGCUGUUGCAAAUGGGAUGUUUCAACGGUGGGCUACAUGGAGUUGGCAGAGGACUAUGCUGCUAAACAGACUGCGCAUCGCUAAAACGCACUUCGACAGAAUCAAAAGAACGAGAUCACUCAAACCCAUAAAAGAUGAAGACAAGUCGACUUAAAUAAUUGUUACUAAUAGUUGUGUAGGAGUUGCAAGUACUCGUUACCUUAUGCCGGGUUUACAUGUUGCGGCGCGUAACUCUAGUGCUGAACGCAACGCUGGGGGGAUAGCUGCGCAUGGGUACGCGACUGGAGAGACAAUCGGCGCAACGCACGCCCACCCGCGCACCUCGUUUCCCCCCAAUACAUCUUAAUUUUUACUUCUGCGCAAUAACGGUCAGCGCUAGAGUUUCAUGCCAUGACUUAUAUUCUGUUGUGUACUCGUGACGCGUCAGAGCGCUGGAGGUGAGAGGGGCGGGGUUGCGGCCGUCUGACGACACAUCUAGGCUUACCAUUUAGGAAUUUGAAAAGUCCCGACACAAAGUCUCGACAGACUUGAAAGAAUCGUGUGGCGUCAUGGAAACACAUUGCGUCAUGUGGCAAAUUGUCGGAGCUUGUCUCACUUUCAAUAACAAAUACAAGCAAAAUAUAGCCUACAAACUGUUUUGUCGCAUUUUAUCCAUUGUUCAGAUACAAGCUGCGACAAUUUGCCACAUAACGCCUUAAGCGGCAAGCAAACAUAUACCAUAUGUAUUUGCACCGAGAGUAAAGGACGCUUUGCUCACAGCGAAACUCGUAUGACUGUGUCAUGAAGCGAGCGGGCAAUAAUUGUACAGAGAAAUAAAA